Messenger RNA from Ictalurus punctatus (channel catfish), 1241 nucleotides. Its product is annotated as cytochrome c oxidase assembly factor 3 homolog, mitochondrial. The record is from RefSeq and is a predicted model, not a curated record. Gene Ontology annotation, biological process: mitochondrial respiratory chain complex IV assembly. The transcript has 2 exons. NCBI's taxonomy places the organism in Eukaryota, Metazoa, Chordata, Actinopteri, Siluriformes, Ictaluridae. Gene Ontology annotation, cellular component: mitochondrial inner membrane. Bases 43 to 348 code for a protein of 101 amino acids.
AAAUACACACAAGCACACACACACACGCGCGCUCGCAAAAGCAUGGCUGACCAGGAAGGUAAAGGUAAACCUGAAGGCGAAUUUGCCAGGAGGAUAGAUCCGACCAAGGACAAUCUGACACGAGAACAGCUGCAAUUCAUCCGGCAAGCGGAACUUGCUAACUGGAAGAAGAAAAGCCAAAAACUCCGCACCCGAAAUGUCAUAACCGGACUCGCCAUUGGAGCCCUAGUGAUGGGGAUCUAUGGGUAUACGUUCUUCUCUGUGUCUCAAGAAAGGAUCAUGGAUGAGAUAGAUGAAGAAGCAAAGGUGUCUGCCAGGAUACGAAACUCAAAGACCGGAGCAAACUAACUGGAUUGGACGAACUGGAUGCCAAAAGAUGUUUUGUACUAUGCUUUGCACCAGUGAAAGGAAAUCGUGUUUUUGGUCUAUUCUCAAAUGGCUCUCUGCCUCGUCCAUAAGUGAACUACACAGAGAAUGAAAUAAUUCUGUUAUCAGGCUGCCCAUUACUUAUUUCUGGAGACAUGUUCCAGUACACUUGGCCCUAAUAUUCAGAUGUCACAUAAAGUGUUGAUCAACUGUGUUCUAUUAUGAUGUAAUCUAAACUAGAUGUGUAUACUAAACACUUGUGUAAAAACUAAUGUGUGUACCAUUCCUUGCCUACAAACUACACCACGGGUCUUUUAGUCGUAUCCACAAAGGGUCGAUAUGGUUUUUCCAUGCUAACCAAGCAAGAACACACUUUCUGGAUAAGGUUGAAGACUCCUGAACUGAUUAUAUUAUCUAAUAAGAAUAUUAACUAGACGCAGAUUCUAGUGUUUGAGGUGCAGCGUAAAGUUCCUGGAGCAGAAUAGGACAGCAAUGAGCCAGUGCACGACUCUGUCCAGUAUGGAGUCAUUUAAGACUCAAUGGAUUAUUCAAGACUACCAGAUGCUUCUCUGUUCAUUCAUGAAGAUUUUUUACAAGAAAGCCACAGACUGCAAGAACAGUGCUGAUGUGAACGAGAAUUACAGUCAAUAAUUGUGAGGAAUUGAAUCAACGUGCCACAAGAGGGCACUGCUACACCUUAUUCUCCAUGGAAAGAGCGUGAUCUCUGGCACAUGGGUUCAGCACUGCACAGAGCUUUGGCCAUGUAAUGGAAAAACUGUUGAUAAUGUUUAAAUGGAAAAUAAUUUUAAGCUGUAAAGGUUUUGAUUUUUGCAACAUAAAUAAAUGUCUGAUAUGUGCCAUAUCCUUCAAAUGCA